ACAACUAAACGCUAUGCUGUCAACGGUAAUUUUUUGUUGAUUUCAAGGUUAAUAUAUUCUGAAAUACUGAAUUAAAUUCAUCUAUAACAUGACAGUAAAUUGUUAUUAUUUGGAAACGAUUUAAUAGCUGCGAACGAAGUUUGCUACAAUACCGCACCUUUACCAAACGGAGGUUAUAGUUAAAUCAUACGAUAUGUUUAUCAGCUGAUUUGAAGUUGAAUAAAGAAUACAGUGCGAAGUCGGGCGUCAUCGGCAACAGUCGCCGACUUCCGUGACAGUUUGGCGUUUACCUGCUGUCGAGUGAGGAAAAAGUUUUGUGUGUCACUCGCGCGGUGAAAGUCGGCAGAUGUCGCGUGCCGAAGCGCUAACACUCCCAACUAUUUGCUUAUACCUUGAAUAAAUUAAUCGUACAUUUUGGAAAGUGUACCAUGGUGUAUCCCGCGACCGUUUUCUAAUAAUACGCUUAAUAAGGGCUCGGAAGGAAGUUUGUAAUAUACUUGAACAAUUGUUGCCGAUCGAAAAUGGCUUUGAAGAUGGAGAAAAAGAAUGAUCUUGACUUUAUAAUGAAGAACUUAUUGGCCGGAGGCAUCGCUGGAAUGUGUGCUAAGACCACAGUGGCGCCUCUGGACCGCAUCAAGAUCCUACUCCAAGCUCAAUCUUCGCAUUACAAACACCAUGGAGUGUUCGGCGGACUCAUGGCCAUAGUGAAACGGGAAUCCCUAUUGGCCUUGUACAAAGGGAAUGGUGCUCAGAUGGUCAGGAUAUUUCCUUACGCAGCCACGCAGUUCACCAGCUUCGAGAUUUAUAAGAAGUACUUAAACGGCAUCCACAUCCCGGUGGUGCAACACGGCGACAAGUUCUUGGCGGGCGCGGCGGCGGGCGUCACCGCGGUCACGCUCACGUACCCGCUGGACACGAUCCGCGCGCGGCUCGCGUUCCAGAUCACGGGCGAGCACCGGUACACCGGCAUCGCGCACGCCGCCACCACCAUGUUCCGCACGGAGGGCGGUAUCCGCGCGCUGUACCGCGGCUUCGUGCCCACCAUGAUGGGCAUGGUACCAUAUGCCGGCUUCAGCUUCUACUGCUUCGAGUCCCUCAAGUUCUUCUGCAUGAAGUACCUGCCCACCACGCUCUGUCGCAAGUGCGAGAGGAAUACUGGUGGUCUCGUGCUAACUGUGCCGGGCAAGUUGUUGUGCGGCGGGCUGGCGGGCGCGGUGGCGCAGUCCAUCUCCUACCCGCUCGACGUGACGCGCAGGCGCAUGCAGCUCGCGUGCAUGGACCCGCACACAGCUAAAUUCGGGUUAUUCAGCAGCUCGGGCAUGGUGAAGACACUGACGCUCAUAUACCGCGAGAACGGUAUAGUGAAGGGUCUGUAUCGAGGCAUGAGCAUCAACUACCUCAGGGCGAUACCAAUGGUCGCCACCUCCUUCUCCACAUACGAACUGAUGAAGCAGCUACUACAACUCGACACUGGCAUGAAAGUGUCGUAAAUUAAGACCAAAUUAAUUAGAUAUAAGAAAUUGUGAUUUCGAAUUUGUGAAAGUACGUUACGUGUUUGCUGGCAAGAAUUGGAUCAAAUAGUUUUUUUUUAAGGCAAUAUGGACUAAUGUUCCUUUGCCCAAUGGCACUCCAAAAUUUAAAGGAGCAUAAGUUAUUAAGAGGCUGUAUGAACUAAGGUUCCUUUGCUUAUAAUUUGGACUAAUAAUAAAAUAUGUUUUGCAAAGCGCAUUGUAACGUACGCUUCACUUUAACUCUAUGAUUAACGCGGAGGGCCGCAGGUCUCUCAAUAACUUUUAUCUGAUAAUUUCAACCGUCUAUUACUCGUUCGGUUUAGCCAUUUCUAUUUAAAAUGACUUGCAUUCCUCUAUAAUAUAGGAAAAUAUACUUUUUGGUUCUAUUCAUCUUGGUUAUUCGACAGCAGCUACUUGCAUCACCUACAGCUAUAAUCUGCGAGCCGGUUAGUAGCUCGUCGAGUUUAGUAGUUCUCUCACUCGCUAUAUCUUGAGCAUUACCUCACACCACUCGCAAAAAUAUUCAGACGAGUCAAACAUUCAUAAUUUGAAAGGUAAUUAGGACAGUAGCUGUCUACUAUCAAAUCGGCCGCUUUUACUUAUCUUUCAUGUCACAAACAAUGUGUCACAAAAACCUUAUUCGUUGAAAUUAAAAAAAUAUAUUUUGAUUCGUUAAAAUACACGGUGCCUUUUAUUAUAAAAGGUUUUUGUUACAUAUUGUCCAUUGAUAAAUACUCUACGAUGCAGUAUUUCUCGUAAAUAAUAUUCAGUAUUUGAAUUUCCGUUUUAUAAGGUCGCGGUUUAGAUUUUAACUUAGAUUUCUGUCUUGUAUUGUUGCGUAUCGCAUUUUGUAUAACUAGGAAUAAAAUACAAUAUAAUUAAGUACAAGCACAGAAAACAUAACUAAGUAUAUUUUCGUAUUUCAACUUAUAUAUUUAGGUACGAUAUUUUUGAUUGACAAGAUACAUUACCUAAUACAAGACUAGCAAUGAAAAGUGCAUAAAACUUAUUUAUGACAAUUUAUUAAAGUAAAUUCAGUCUAUAGGGGCAAAUCCGUCUUUUUGCAAUUACGGGCGUUCUAUUUGAAGGAUAGAUUUGAUAGCUUAUAGGUGACAGUAAAAAAAUCAGAAAUUUGGUGACCGGUGAAGGACAUUGUAACCA
Manduca sexta (tobacco hornworm) is the source of this 2672-nucleotide messenger RNA. RefSeq names its product graves disease carrier protein. Gene Ontology annotation, cellular component: mitochondrial inner membrane. Gene Ontology annotation, biological process: transmembrane transport. Bases 522 to 1490 code for a protein of 322 amino acids. Lineage: Eukaryota; Metazoa; Arthropoda; Insecta; Lepidoptera; Sphingidae. The transcript is spliced from 7 exons. The record is from RefSeq and is a predicted model, not a curated record.